AUGUAUGCUUAUUGGUUCGGUCGGUCGGUCCGAUGACAAUUGACACAGCCCGACUGGCCGAGGCCAGGCACGAUCAUUGAUCACUGAUGAUUGAUUAGUGUCCAAAUUCCAAUGUCCACCACCCGGGCGUCGGGCGCCUCAAAUUUUCUCGUGAUUUUAUUGGAUGGAUGAGCUCCUCAACUCUCCUUCCCGCAGAUGAAUAUUGCUCCUCACCAAUUUUGACCAUCACUCACUCACCUUUGCACGAUAUAACAACUAACAGAUUGAAGGAAAUCUAAAACCCAGAGAAUAUAUUCUUCCUUUUCUUUACAGGAAAUGAGUUCAUCCAAAACAUUAAGGAAAUUGCAGGUCGUUUCACCCGUUCCUGCGGAUAUCGAUAUAGCUAAUUCAGUUGAACCCUUUCACAUCUCAGAGAUUGCGAAAGAGCUAAAUCUCAGUAGCAACCACUACGAUCUCUACGGAAAAUACAAGGCCAAGGUCCUUUUAUCUGUUCUUGAUGAGCUUCAAGGAUCUGGGGAUGGGUACUAUGUUGUGGUUGGAGGGAUCACUCCUACCCCUCUCGGAGAAGGCAAGUCUACUACUACAGUUGGUCUAUGCCAAGCAUUGGGAGCUUUUCUCGAUAAAAAGGUUGUGACCUGCCUUCGUCAACCAUCUCAAGGACCAACAUUUGGGAUCAAAGGGGGUGCCGCAGGUGGUGGUUACAGUCAAGUGAUCCCAAUGGAUGAGUUCAAUCUGCACUUAACAGGAGAUAUCCAUGCAAUUACUGCAGCAAAUAACCUUCUGGCGGCUGCCAUUGAUACUCGGAUUUUCCAUGAGGCAACUCAAUCAGAUAAGGGCCUUUUAAACAGAUUAUGCCCACCUAAUAAAGAAGGAAAAAGGAGCUUUGCAAAUAUAAUGUUUAGGCGCCUCAAGAUGCUUGGUAUCUCAAAGAAUAACCCUGAUGAUCUUACACCUGAGGAAGUGAAGAAAUUUGUGAGACUUGAUAUCAAUCCUGACUCCAUUACCUGGAGAAGAGUUAUGGAUGUAAAUGACCGUUUCCUUAGAAAGAUUACCAUUGGGCAAGGUCCUGAAGAAAAAGGAAUGGUGAGAGAGACAGGCUUUGAUAUCUCAGUUGCUAGUGAGAUCAUGGCAGUGCUGGCCCUCACAACAUCCUUGUCUGAUAUGAGAGAGAGACUAGGAAAGAUGGUGAUAGGGAACAGCAAGGCUGGUGACCCAAUAAUAGCAGAUGAUCUUGGUGUUGGAGGUGCCUUGACCGUGUUAAUGAAAGAUGCCAUCGACCCUACUUUAAUGCAGACCCUUGAGGGGACUCCAGUUCUUGUACAUGCAGGACCUUUUGCCAAUAUUGCUCAUGGGAAUUCUUCCAUCGUAGCUGAUAAGAUUGCACUAAAACUGGUAGGACCUGGUGGAUUUGUAGUCACAGAGGCAGGUUUUGGUGCAGAUAUUGGCACGGAAAAGUUUAUGAACAUAAAAUGCCGAUACAGCGGUUUAACACCUCAGUGUGCUGUUAUCGUUGCAACAAUAAGGGCCCUGAAAAUGCAUGGUGGAGGACCUGAAGUGGUCGCUGGGAAGCCUCUAGACCAUGCAUAUUUAUCCGAGAAUGUGACUCUUGUUGAAGCUGGCUGUGUGAAUCUGGCCAGGCAUAUCUCCAACACAAAGGCUUAUGGGGUCAAUGUUGUGGUUGCUGUGAACAUGUUCUCAACUGAUACCGAGGCAGAGCUGAAUGCGGUGAGAAAUGCAGCAUUAACUGCUGGUGCAUUUGAUGCUGUUGUUUGCACUCAUCAUGCCCAUGGUGGAAAGGGAGCGGUUGACCUUGGCAUUGCUGUUCAAAGAGCAUGUGAGAAUGUGACACAACCAUUGAGGUUUCUAUACCCAUUGGAUAUAAGCAUCAAAGAUAAAAUAGACGCAAUAGCAAGGUCUUAUGGUGCCAGUGGUGUCGAAUUGUUAGACAGUUUUGCCGAGAAACAAAUAGAGAUGUACACCAGGCAGGGUUUUUCUUCUCUUCCUAUUUGCAUGGCAAAAACCCAGUAUUCCUUCUCACAUAUACCAUCUGAGAAGGGAGCCCCUGUUGGGUUUGUGUUACCAGUCAGGGAUGUCAGGGCCAGCAUUGGAGCCGGAUUUAUCUAUCCCCUAGUUGGGACCAUGAGUACGAUGCCCGGGCUUCCCACUCGGCCUUGCUUUUUUGAGAUUGAUGUGGACACUACAACUGGAAGAGUUCUUGGUCUUUCAUAAAUAGAGAGAGAGAGAGGUUCUUUUCUCAUACUGUUGCAUUUGUAGUCUGAUCUGGCCCGAAAUGGAGAUAUUCUUGUCAAAUGGCACUUGUAUUA
Messenger RNA from Nelumbo nucifera (sacred lotus), 2324 nucleotides. The record is from RefSeq and is a predicted model, not a curated record. Lineage: Eukaryota; Viridiplantae; Streptophyta; Magnoliopsida; Proteales; Nelumbonaceae.